GGUUUGGUUUUACUUUACUGACUGACGACAAUAUCAAGACACAACACAAGAGCCAAUAAUUGUUAUCUUUAUCUAUUUUGGUUGUUUUUGCAAGUUUUAAAAUAAAAUAUAAACCUCAAUCGUAAUCGCGAAAGGUUAGUUUUAGUUGACUUAAGUUCUCACAACGUGCCUAAAUAACGUAUGUGAUUAGAGUAAGUUACUGUGUUUUAAAAUAAUGACAUGAUAUAAACAUUUCAGGCCUAUGUACAGCCAUUGACUAUUAAUUGAUGGGUAAGUUGAGAGUCACAAAAACAAAAAAAGAAUCGUUACAACCUGGAAUAAAAGUAAAAAAAGAAAAUUCGAUGAAGAAAAAUGGCUGCAGAGACCAUCAUAAACGCUUAUCAAUGCUUCGUCGCCGCGUCUCAGCCCUUCUGGAUGAAAAGGAAUCUUUGGAGGCUAAAAAUCAAGAAAUCAUUGAGAACUUUACCAACGAAAAAAAGCUAAACGCCGAACUGAAGAAAGAUGUAUUCUAUUGGCAACGGAUGUAUCAUGAAGCAGUUUUGUCCCACAAUGCAUUUAAGGUAAAGCAGACAGACAUGAUAUCAGUGUGCCUGAAAGAUAUCAAGAGUGCAUUUCCCCACUUGGUUGGCCUAUCUGACCAGCUUUGUCGAAACCAGAUUCGACUGACCACCAUGAUAAAUUCCUUCAAUGCUGAAAAUGAAAAUAAUCCUCCUCGUGCUUUUGGAGAUGACCGUCAGAGAAACAGUGACCAUUCCAAGAAAAGUGAAAAACAGAUGAAGCAGCAAAAGGUGGGCCCGAUGGUCAAGGGAAUUCUCAUCCAGAAGCCAAUGAUCCGACUGGAGCGAGUGAUGCUACAACAGCCUCAAGAACCUGCCAACAACGAUCUUGCCUCGGACAGGGGGAACGCUCUCACUCCAAUUGUAGAGGAGAAUGAACAAGACACGGACUUACGCUUAGAGCAGAUUUCUAUGAGAAGGAAAAAACGCCGACUUGGGACAGGAGAGAGAUGGCGAAUGAGGAAACAGCAAGAACAACUGGAAAAUGAGCGAGAAAAGGAGCGAGAGCGGGAGGCAGGGAACCAACGCCACCCUGUGUCAGAAUCGAGUGAUUCAGAAGAUCAAGUCCCCCUCCCCGUCAUACGACUGAAACAAAUCAGCGGAUUGUUGCUGAGUCCCAAACUGCUAGAGGUGAACAGAUCGAGACCCAGUGAAGGGAAAAAAGGAGGUGGGCGGCCAUCAGAUCGUGACAGUCGUAGACCAAGGAGCGAAGACUCUGACGGUUAUAUACCAAGGACAAGCGAAGGCCCUGAUCGUCAUAGACCGAGGUCGACCGAUGAUCCACAGGAAGGGUGUAGCUGGAUGCACAGCACUCCUCACUCCGGCCAAAAACAACAAAAGAGGAAACCCGAGACAUCAAGUUCGUCAGAGUCGUCAAACGAAGAAAGCGAAGUUGAAGAAAAACAGCGUAGCAGCCUGGCUGAUUCUUUAUACAAAAAGAGUUUUGGCAAGAAAAACAAAUCUAGCGGAUCUUCAACAGCGAACUCAAGUCUCGAUGUGUCAAAUACCUCUAAGGCCGAAGCGGACUCUACGAACAAUGUUGAUGUAGUGUAUGUCAGGGAAUCAGCUGUCGAUGAUUCUCUCGGUGUAAGCAGAAAUUCAGCUUUAUCCAGUAGGAAUUCAUCCAGGACCACUCCUGUAGCUUCCGCUGAGCCCUCAAGGUCAACUCUAGGCCAAAGACAGUCCAGCAGCUUUUGUAACAAUUGCACUCCAAUCACGACUCCGGAUGUAUCAGGGAAACGGAUCAGAAAACCCAAAAUACAUCUCUAUCCGGGUGAAGAAGCCUCGUCCGAUGUCGUUCCCAAAUCCAAGAAAGGAAAAGUUUCCGGAACAAGUAGCAAAGCUGUGAAAAGUCGACCCUCUACUGGUAGUAAGAAGAAAAGUUCCAUUAAGAAGAAUUCAGUCGAAUCAUCUAGAACUUCAGUAACUAUGCGUCUAUCACAGGACACAGGUGAAACCGAAGGAAGGAAUUCACGAAGAAUGAAAACCCCGAUAUCAUACAAGGAACCUCCAGCAAAUAAGAAAAUGAGAAGACCUUAACGAGACUGACUUUAAAAGUAGUGAUUGUAUUAUCUUGUAUGCCGAGUGUAGAUUUCACUUAAAUUAUUUGUACAUAAAGUUGUGUUUUUGAAAUAAACAUUUUACAAUUAA
Molecule: messenger RNA, 2207 nt
Organism: Macrosteles quadrilineatus (aster leafhopper)
Lineage: Eukaryota; Metazoa; Arthropoda; Insecta; Hemiptera; Cicadellidae
Product: zinc finger CCCH domain-containing protein 13-like
Exons: 13
Coding region: 267-2096 (609 amino acids)
Source: RefSeq, a predicted model, not a curated record